This is a messenger RNA of Coffea arabica (coffee), 1161 nucleotides long. Its product is annotated as putative B3 domain-containing protein At5g66980. Gene Ontology annotation, molecular function: DNA binding. NCBI's taxonomy places the organism in Eukaryota, Viridiplantae, Streptophyta, Magnoliopsida, Gentianales, Rubiaceae. The record is from RefSeq and is a predicted model, not a curated record.
AAUUGCGUGAAAGGACGGAAGGGCAAAAGAAAGGAGCCCCGCCUCUGGCUCUGGCUGCCAUGGACUUCCCUUCAUUCUUCAAAGUCCUAGUCCAUGAUUCCAAGUCCAUACUCCGUAUACCGACUCUUUUUGUGAGUAGAUUCGAAGAAAUAUUGCCUCAGCAUGCCCUGCUUAAGACCAAAUCUGGAGAAACGUGGCCCGUAAAGAUUGUGCGCAUUGAUGAGCGCUACUGCUUCACAGAUGGCUGGCCGAAAUUUGUGAAUGAUCUUAAGCUGGAAAUCGGCGAUCUUCUGGUGUUUUGGCUCAUCAUCGAGGCAAGAUCCAGCUUCAAAGUUGCAAUUUAUGGAAUCAGAGGGUGCGAAAAAGAGUUUAAUUCAGCAGCUACAAACCAUUGUCCCAUCAAAGUUGAACAAGCUGAAUCUACUGAAUUGGACCUGAGAAGUAUUCGCAUUUUACAACCUAAGCCGUCUGAUACCGGUACCACCACCUACGAUGCAAAAAGGAGAAAACUAAAAAGGAAUGAGAAUCCUAGCUGUGGUGCUCAGAAAUCUUUUAAUUCAGUGGAAGAUAGACGCUUCACCAAGGUUAUGGCUAAACAUCAUCGAUACAGAUUGCAUGUUCCGCUGCUGUUUGCUGAGAAAACUGGACUAAUGGGCAAGACACAGGUGGAGCUGCGAUAUCAGAACGGGUGGUCAACCAAUGUGGUACUAAAACAGUCUACGAAACCUCACAUGCUGGACAUGUGUGCAGGCUGGCCUGAAUUCCGAAAAAAGAAUAGGCUACUGUGUGGGAAAAAGUGUGCAUUUGAGUACGUUCCGGAGACUGGUAGCAUCCAAGUUCAGCUGCUUUAGGAACAAAAUUAGCCAGCAGCCUGUUCAAUGCAUCUAUUGUGUUAUAAUUCAUAUGUGGUUAGCAAUCUUCAUAAGGUGGCAUAGUAAGUUUUUCACUGUUUUAUGACAGUUCACGGUUAACGCCAUGCAGGUUUUGUAGUUUCGAACAUCCAAGGACAGGUCUUAAUUACCAUGGCUCAGUGCUCUUGGCAAAAUUUCUGUCCAGGUCUUUUGCUUGUAAUAAUACAUGUGCAAUUAUCGUCUAACCCGUUUAUGUAGAAGGAGAACUGAUCUUUGAAGGUGGGAUUAGUUUUUGGUCCUGCUUAAAGCA